Molecule: messenger RNA, 3269 nt
Organism: Sinocyclocheilus rhinocerous
Lineage: Eukaryota; Metazoa; Chordata; Actinopteri; Cypriniformes; Cyprinidae
Product: putative protein arginine N-methyltransferase 9
Biological process (GO): peptidyl-arginine methylation, to asymmetrical-dimethyl arginine; chromatin remodeling
Cellular component (GO): nucleus
Molecular function (GO): protein binding; protein-arginine N-methyltransferase activity; histone methyltransferase activity
Source: RefSeq, a predicted model, not a curated record
AUGACAGUCGAGCACCAGUCUCCGUCUCCUCCCGCGUGCUUUUUCAGCCAUCACGUCAUCACGCUUGGCUCUCUGGAAAGCCGGGAGUGCACUACAAGACCAAAGAGGACGAGGCGUCAUAGACGAGUUCAGAGAGAAGAUGCUGCAAGAAAUGAGCUGGUGUCAAGAUCAUUGGAAAGUGCUCAGCAGUGUCUGUUCAGUCAGGACUAUGGCACUGCUUUUGUUCACUAUCUGCUGGCUCUAAAUCUUGCCCCAGCUCUAAAAGACUUUGCAAAUGAGUCCUUUAGAUUCACUCUGUUUAAAUGGGCUGAUGAGCUGGACUCUCUUGGACGUAUCCAGGACCUAUUUGAUUGCUAUGAACAAGCUUUGGAGUUGUUUCCAGUGGAUGAGGUUAUAGUGAAUAGCAUGGGAGAGCAUCUGUUUAGAAUGGGAUUUCGGAAUGAAGCUGCUGGCCAUUUUUACAAAGCCCUUAAACUCCGACCAGACUUCCCAGAGGCAAAGGAGAACUUUUACCGUGUUGCCAACUGGUUGGUGGAACGCUGGCACUUCUUAAUGCUCAGUGACCAUGGGCGGAACCACAAAUACCAGUUGGCUAUCAAGAAAGCUGUUGAGGGAGGAUGCAGCUCCGUUCUGGAUAUUGGAACUGGCACGGGCAUUAUGUGUGCAAAGAUGGCAGGCGCUGCUGAAGUCUAUGCCUGUGAGCUGUCAAAGACAAUGUAUGAGCUGGCAUGCGAGGUGCUCUCAGCCAAUGGGAUGGCAGAUAGCAUCAAGAUCCUUCACCUGAAGUCUCUGGACAUGGAAAUUCCAAAAGACAUUCCAAACAGCUUUUUCCCGUACCAGUGUCAGAGAAACACUGGAGAACCCUUGCCCAAUCCCUCACAAACGGGCCGGGUAAUACCUGCUGGUGCAACUGUGUUUGGAGACGCUGUGCAGAGCCGUGAGAUCCGUAGACAUCACAGGCUGUGUGCGUCUUCAGUGGGAGGCUUGGAUCUGUCUGCAGUAGGACAGAUCUAUAGUCCAGUUAGAUGUUUGGCUGAUACUGAGGACAGCACAGAACCCUACACCACUGAAAGACUGAGCCGCCUGCAUGGAGGAUACAUUCAACUCACACAGCCUUUCACAGCUCUGGACAUAGACUUCAAUAAUGUGCAGGAGCUGGAGGGUCUUUGCUCCAGAGAGGUGACACAGCUGUGACUGUGUGUGACUCAGGAGGGUGUUCUUGAUGCUCGGCCAGUAUGGUUUCAGCUACACCUCGACCAGGUCAACCACCUGUCCACUGGCCCACAGGAAGACACAUGCUGGGAGCAGGCCAUCUAUCCAAUACACAGUCCAUUCAACACUGUGAAAUGUGGUGAUGAAAUACUGGUUGAAGUUUCCUGUAAGGACUCUUAUCUCAGGCUAUGCUGCACUGCUAUCAUAAGAGAUGACAUUGGACACACAUUCCAUAUGGACAAUGUAACUAAUGGACCUCCCAAGAUCCUCACUGCAAACCCUGAGGCUGAGCUGUGCAGUGCUCUGGCUGGCCUUCAAACCAACCAGGAGAUACCAUCUUGCGCUUUUAUGCUGGAGUCCUCAGAGAUGGCCCUCCUCAAUAACACAGUGUAUCAUAACAGCUUCCAAAAGGCCAUGAGCAAACUUUUGGUUUCUCUUAAGUCAACUAGGAGGUCACAACAGUCAGACACAGAACUCGAUCCGAUCUACGUGCUCGAUGUCUCCGAGGGCUUUUCUGUGCUCUCCUUGAUGGCAGCCCAGUUAGGCUUCGAUUCAAGUGAAGACAAACAAAUCAGCCCUGGAUUGGUUCAAGCCUACAGCUCAGUGGAGAAGGAGCAUCACCAGACUAUGUUGAGACUGCUGGCCAAAGGAAACGGUGCUCUGAAGUUCUGGUUACGUCACGUGGAGGACGAUUCUGUGCUUCUCCAAAGGCCAGCCACCGAGAAGCUCUGGAGCGCCAUCAUACUCGACUGCAUAGAGACCUGUGGCCUUAUUAGACAGAAACUGAUGGAGAAAGCAACAUUAGCUAGGUGUUUGUUGGAGGACGGUGGACAUAUUUUUCCAGAGCGCAUUGUGAUCCACGGGAUGCUUGUUGAGUCAGACACGCUGCUUCGGGAAAGUGCUGUUCAGGGAACAGAGCUGACUCUCGGGUUCAACAUUGCUCCAUUCGUCAAUCAAUUCACAGUAUGUUCUUCAGCGGGUCUGUCAAUACUGACGGGGUGGGGGGGGGUGCACCUGUACUGAUAUAACACACUCCAAAAUCAGUGAAUUGAUGCUAAUGGGCAAUUAUUUAAUUGCUGUAUGGUAAACAAAUUUAUUAUUUUUAAGAUUAAGCACACAUUUUACAUUAAAAUAAUUUCAGGCAUGAGAGUGAGUAAAUGAUGAUUUCUGGGUGAACUAUACCCUUUGAACUUGGAUGGAACGCAAUUAAGUAGAAAUACUCAAAAAUACUCAAUACACAUUUGCAUGUAAAGUUUAAUGAUUCGUGACAACCACUGUUAAAUUAGGCAAUGCAACAGCUGUACAAACCAUUGCAGAAAAUGCAUCUCUCUGAAUGGAUCAGAAGGACACACGAUGGUUCAUAAAAACAAAUAAAUGGGAAUAUUUCCCACAGGUCCACAUCCGUAAUGAUAAAACGAUCUGCCCUUACUGUUAUACUAUAUCUGACAUUUAUAUUUCAUGUGCAGCUGCUGUUAAAUCUAACAGAUUGUUGAAACAAUUAAACAAAACAAAAAAAAAAUCUUAAUACCAAUAAGACAACUUUGGCUGAUAUUUAGACAUUGCAUCAUUUCCCGAGGUGAACUUAAAAGUCAGUAUUCGAAAUUUUCAAUACUUUACUAAAUUGGGUUUUAAACCAAAUUUUCUUUGUCUAAUCAUUAAAAUAACCAAAUCAUAAAAACACAAUUAAAACCAAUACUUUUUGAGAAGGACAAAAGAAAGAACACCAACAUAUGGGUUUAUGUCUUGACACAAUUACAUGAAGCUGUUCUGAAGGCAAGGAGUCCAGGAGAGGUUGCUAAGCUCUGAAGUGAAGUAAGUAGAGAUAUGGGUGCUUCAGUAUUUUGUGCUUUAGAGCCAAUGUUCAAACUGUAGUUGCUUUACCACAUGCAUAUAUUCUGCUGAGACAAAAUGUUGCAAAUCUCCAUGGCAUCCUGGCAAUUUCAUAUUAUCGUCCAUGAUCAAGGUGCUGCUCCAUGGAAGGGGAAAAAAAACUUAAAUUGCAUUUGCAUUCACAGAUAAAAAUGUGAAAGUAACACUGAUGUCAUAAAAACAAACAA